AUGGUCUGUAUUCGAGCAAUCCUCGUUGGCCUCGCGGCCAUGCCCAGCCUGGGCUUCGGUGCUGCGCUCCCGCUUCCCCCAGAUGGCUGUCGGGAUGGUCCUUGCCCCCCGGUGGCCGCCGACGGAUCAUGGAAGCCUGUCACUUCCGUCAACCACGCAGCGAACUCCACCGCCACCGUCGCUCACAGUCACCCACCAAGCAAGACCUCGGGGAUCAUCCCCACGUCUACACACCACCUCAACUCCAGCUCCACCCACACCCUGGCCAAGCGCUGCCCUUGGCCAUGGUGUCUUGACCCCUUCCUCAUCCUGCUCAACCGCUACGCCGGGCCCAACUGCGGCACCUCCAUGGAAACCACCGAGCACGACGGCGUGCAGGGGAUCUUCAUCUCGACCCACGACUGGGACGGGGACCUAGCCGAUUCGGAAUGCUUUGGCGACCAAGCGUUUCAAAGCCUCGCGUGGCAGUGGCAGAGCGAGGAGUUCGUUUCGCUCGAUCUCUUCGGACAGUGCCGCCUGCAUGUGUUUGACGACAUUUCUUGUGGUGGAAAGCCUAUUUACACGGUCGACUGGGUGAAUCUCCCUGGUGCACAGACCGUAUGCCAUCCGGACGUCCGCGUUCCCGGGAAGCAAUCGGUCGCGCUUCGUUUGGAGUGUCGCGCAACGACUGAGGAGAGGGCCGAGUGGAUGCAGCAGCCGCAGGAUGUUACCGGACCGGCGAAUUGUCGACGGAGAGUCGACGAUGAGGAGAGGAUGAAGUCGAAGAUGAUCCUUUUUCCGAAUGCACAGACCUCGCCAAAUGUCUCGGGGGAGAACAACAGGAAAGAACGACCGGAUACUGAAAAUGACUAA
Zymoseptoria tritici IPO323 is the source of this 852-nucleotide messenger RNA. RefSeq lists its product as uncharacterized. The record is from RefSeq and is a predicted model, not a curated record. The transcript is spliced from 3 exons. The coding region runs from base 1 to 852 and encodes 283 amino acids. Lineage: Eukaryota; Fungi; Ascomycota; Dothideomycetes; Mycosphaerellales; Mycosphaerellaceae.